Molecule: messenger RNA, 3717 nt
Organism: Cervus elaphus (red deer)
Lineage: Eukaryota; Metazoa; Chordata; Mammalia; Artiodactyla; Cervidae
Gene: ITIH6
Product: inter-alpha-trypsin inhibitor heavy chain family member 6
Biological process (GO): hyaluronan metabolic process
Molecular function (GO): serine-type endopeptidase inhibitor activity
Source: RefSeq, a predicted model, not a curated record
AUGUCUAAGUGGAGAUGCUUCAUCCACAUCAGCUUUUUGUUGACCGUUCUCCUGGAACUGAUAUACCAGCUUCCUGUUUUCCCUCCGCUAUUGAUGAAAAGCUACUCCAUGCAUUCUACCAUGGUUUCCCACUAUGCCCACAGCUUGGUCACUCUGUUCAGGCCCAGUGCCGAGGCCCGUGAAGCCAUCUUUGACCUGGAUCUGCCUCACUUUGCUUUUAUCUCCAAUUUUACCAUGACCAUCAACAAUAAAGUCUACAUUGCAGAAGUCGAAAAGAAGGACCAGGUAAAGAAAAUCUAUGAAGAAGCCCAUCAGCAAGGAAAAAUAGCUGCUCAUGUAGGCAUCAGCGGGGACAAGGAUCUCUACUUCAUAGGAUUACAUGAAGAUGAUUACCAGCUGGUGUUGAGCUGGAGGUCUGGCCAAUUGGUGAAAAGGCUGAGUGCAGAGGUUACAGUGCUGGAAAAGACAAGCAUUGGAUAUGUUCAUGUAUCACCUCUGAGGACAAGAACUCUUCAUACCACCACCCAUGCAGGUGAGGCUGACUCGCUCCCAUCCACCAGGAUUGAGAGGGGAGAGACCUGUGUCCGAAUUACCUUCUGUCCAACACUGCAAGACAAGUCUGCCUUCUCCAGCUCAGGGAUGAUGGCCAACGUUGUGGUCCAGUAUGAUGUAGCAUUGGAGGAUAUCACAGGAGACGUGCACAUUUACAACGGCUAUUUUAUUCAUGACUUUGCACCCAGAGGCCUUCCACCUGUUGGUAAAAAUGUGGAGUUUGUUUUCGAUGUGAGUGGCUCCAUGUGUGAUACCAAGAUGAAGCAGACUAAAAAGGCAAUGAAUGUUAUCCUUGGUAACCUGUGGGCCAGUGACUACUUCAACAUCACCUCCUUUUCUUACACAGUGUGCAAAGCUGGAGGCUCCAUCCAAGCCACCAUCCAGAAUGUUCACAGUACUACGGACUACCUGGGCCAUAUGGAAGAUGCUGGUUAGACUGACAUCAACACGGCUCUGCUGGCAGCUGCUUCAGUGCUGAAGCAUAGCAACCAGGAGCUUGGGAGGAGGCCCAGUGUGGGGAGGAUCCCUCUCAUCAUCUUCCUGACAGAUGGGAAGCCCACAGCUGGGGUGACAACUUCCAGUGUGAUCCUCUCUAACAUCCAUCAGGCACCAAGCAACAAAGUGGCCCUUUUCAGCUUGGCCUUUGGGAAUGAUGCUGACUUCCCACUGCUGUGUUGUUUGUCCCUAGAGAACUGAGGAGCAGCCUGGCACAUAUACGAAGACACCAGUGCAGCCCUACAGCCAGAAGGCCUCUAUGAAGCAAUCUCCAUGUCUCUGCUGGCAGAUAUGCAUCUGGACUACCUGGGUGGCUUGACUGGGGCCUCUCCUUGGGCCAUUUUCCCCAACUACUUUGGUGGUUCAGGGCCUGUAGUGGCAGGCGAAGUGCAGCUAGGCAAGUAGGAACUAAACAUCCACCUGAAAGCCCAUGGCCCCAGGGAUCAGCUUCUGGCCUGCCACAGUGAAGUGGCUGCCAACAGCAGCCAGAAGGCCUUUGGUUGCCCAGAGGAGCCAGCCCCCAAUGUAGCCCACUUCAUACGUUGCCUUUGGGCCUACAUCACCAUUACAGAGCUACUGAAGGCAUGCUUCCAGGCUUGUGAUGCCAGCACUCACCACAUGCUGGCUGCCAAAGUCCUCAAUCUGUCCCCUUAACAAAAUUUUGUCACACCUCUGACUUUACUGGUCAUGGCACAACCCAAAGAAGCCAGUGGGAAAGCCAGGAAACAGACUACCACAGAUGGACCAGGCACCAUCAUGCUUAGUCAUAGCCUAGGGGCAGGCACAACCCAGCACCUAGUGCCCUUGGUUUCUCCCAAAUAAAAGCUUGUGAAACCAAAGCUCUACUUAUCCUCAACUACCAUCUCUACAAAGAAGAUGCCCAGUUCCAAGGAAUUAAGGCCACUGGGUCAGAGCCCUAGUACCCCAUACACCCUUGCAUACCCAAAGCCCCAAAUUCCAGCAUAACAGGAUUCUGGAACCUCGGCUCAGCCAAAAUUUAGGACAAAACCUCCUCUCAUUGUGCUCUCAAAUUUUGGUGCCCUAUUGCUUCUGAAGUCCAGCACACCAUUACAUCAGAACCUUGGUACUAUAUUAGCUAUGAAUUAGACACAAGUCCCACCUCUGAAUUCUAGCAUUCUAGCCCAUCCCCAAACUGGCCCUAUGAAACAUGCUACUCUGCUGUAUUCCAAACCUGGUGCUCCAUUACAACCUAAACGAGAUGCCUCAUCACUCCUGCAACCUGAGGUACUUAUACCACAAUCAACUAAAAGCCUGUCACAGCCCAGGCCUGAAUUCUCCACACAUCAGAUCCUCAAAUACCCACCACACACCGCAGCAAGGGCUCUUGCUCCUAAGACCCCAAACAACAUGCCAUAUCCUAGACCUGGGAUCCUCUUACCUAAGACCCCUAAAAUUCCAUUACCUCUUAAACCUAGUGCUCCCCCUCACCAACCUUCCCUCAGUUUAUCACUUUCCACUAGGACACCAACUCCUAAUAAACCCAAAAUCCCAUUACCUUCCAGGCCUGCCAAGCUCAGGCCCCCACCUCCAGAGGCUUUGCAUACCCCAAGCACAGUCUCAAGUCUCACAAGUCCCAGCAGUACCAUGACCAUUUCUGCCCUUGGAGAAUUCAUCAUUACUCCCUUUCAUCCCACCCUACCCUCUCUGCUGCCCCCUGAAAGGCUCUGGCAUCAGCAUGACCUGUUGCCAGAGCCCCAAAGCACCACCUGUGUCUAUGAACAAGAGAGACUUGCUUAUGCUUCACAAGCAGAGAAGGGAUGUGGGGUUAUAAAUGGGAGCACCCCUGGGCAAGGGAAUCCACAUUGGGACAGCAAUUCUGAAAAGAUCUUUGGAGGAGAUAGAGGCAGCAUGAAAUCUCAGGAAAGUUCUGCAGUACUAGCGAAAGGCAUGUUGCCAAGCAUCUUCACUUUCUCAUCCUUGAAAAUGGGACCCCACUUUGUGAUACACAUCCCACACUCAGAAGAGAGGAACUUCUUCACACUGGAUGAGCAUCCAGGGGAUCUGCUACAACUCAUAGAUGACCCAAAGGCAGGGCUGCAUGUGAGUAGACAGCUGCUUAGGGCACCAUCAAGGCCAGGUCACAAGGACCAGAUCUGUACCUACUUCCAGGUAGGUCUGUAGGCCUGUACCAAUCCUGUUGGCCCUGUGGGCCCCUGUAAACCCUGGGCCUACACUGUUUCCAUUACCCACAGUUCCAUAUCUGUGCAAGGUAAGGGUACCUUGCUUCUGUCCUGGGACCAGCCUGCACUACUGAAAAGGCCCUAGCUAGAGCUCCAGGUGACUGCUGCAGCAUGUUAAACCCUCUACCUUGGGCUUUAUCUUGAGUUCCUAGGUCUCCAGCACCACUACCAGAACCCCAGCAUCCUGUAACUACCACACCUGGGGUUCUAUAUGGUCAGUGGCUCAAGUCUCAGCCCCUUGGCCCAUGGCCUACUGGGACAGUUCCAGCAUGCAGACAUCAAGCUGGUGGCAGGGCCUAUGGGGCCAAAACUGAGGAGGUACCAGGGCCCAGAUGUGCCUGUGGUACUAGGCAAGAAGCUGCUGAAGGACUCACCAAGACUGUUGCCCCACUGAGCUUCCUGCUGACUGGUGAAAUGCUCUCAUGUACAGUGGUUUCUGGGCCAACCCUACAUUGCCUAUGUCCUGUGA